This is a messenger RNA of Punica granatum (pomegranate), 1277 nucleotides long. Lineage: Eukaryota; Viridiplantae; Streptophyta; Magnoliopsida; Myrtales; Lythraceae. The record is from RefSeq and is a predicted model, not a curated record.
UGCUCUCGCCAUUUACAUCUUCUUCACAAACGAAUUCCUCGGCAUUACGAACAACUCUGUAUCAGUGACAGACAGAGAGAGAGAGAGAGAGAGAGACAGACAGACAGACAGAGGAUGAGUCCGAGGAAGAGUGAGAAGCAAGAAACUUCGUACCACGUAAUCCACAAGCUGCCCCCAGGCGACAGUCCUUACGUCCGAGCCAAGCAUGUCCAGCUAGUUCAUAAGGACCCCGAUGCAGCGAUAGUUUUAUUCUGGAAGGCCAUAAACGCAGGGGAUAGAGUGGACAGUGCGCUGAAGGACAUGGCAGUUGUUAUGAAGCAGCAAGACAGAGCAGAAGAAGCGAUUGAAGCUAUAAAAUCUUUCAGAGAUCGUUGUUCCAAGCAAGCUCAAGAGUCGCUAGACAACAUACUCAUUGACUUGUACAAGAAAUGCGGUAGAAUUGAGGAGCAAAUAGAGCUUUUGAAACAGAAGCUUUGGACGAUCUAUCAUGGUGAGGCUUUCAAUGGGAAACCAACAAAGACUGCUCGUUCUCACGGGAAGAAAUUUCAGGUUACUGUCAAGCAAGAGACCUCCAGAAUUCUGGGGAACCUAGGCUGGGCUUAUAUGCAGCAAGGGAAUUUUUUAGCUGCAGAAGUUGUCUACCGAAAGGCCCAGCUUAUCGACCCGGACGUGAACAAGGCAUGCAACUUGUGCCAUUGCUUGAUAAAGCAAGCGCGACACUUUGAGGCCCGUACAGUACUAGAGGACGUAUUGAUGGGUAAACUCCCAGGGUCUGAGGAUCCCAAGUCGAGAACCCGAGCAGAGGAGAUCCUCCUCGAGCUAGAAGGAGGAGGAGGAGCUUAUGCCCAAACCUUGAAUUCGCCGUCACUUCUAGUCGAGUCGAGCUCCAGCUUAGAGGAUGCCUUUGUGGAGGGACUUGACCACUUGAUGAAGCAGUGGGCCCCCUACCGAUCAAGGAGACUCCCUGUUUUCGAAGAGAUUUCUUCUUUUAGGGAUCAGUUGGCUUGCUGACAAGGUUGCGUUAUUGAGGUACAGUUUUCUUGUCGCACAUAGAAAAUAGAUGACGGAAAAUGGCCUGGGACGGACGAGUGUAGAUGCUUUGUUAUCGUCUCUGUUUUUGCCACAUUUUGUAUAGCAAAGAAUCGAGGGGUGGGUCGGGUUUUUUGUUUCGUGUUGUGUAUCAGUUUGCCCUCUUCCGGGGAAUGAUGUAACAAGAACAAUAGCUUGUUGUCCGCGUUGCUUUUUUUCGUGGAAGAGAACAGCCUCUUUCUGUUUUC